Aricia agestis (brown argus) is the source of this 517-nucleotide messenger RNA. Its product is annotated as ribonuclease kappa-like. The record is from RefSeq and is a predicted model, not a curated record. Bases 123 to 464 code for a protein of 113 amino acids. The transcript has 3 exons. Gene Ontology annotation, molecular function: RNA endonuclease activity. NCBI's taxonomy places the organism in Eukaryota, Metazoa, Arthropoda, Insecta, Lepidoptera, Lycaenidae.
GUGGUUUUCAAAUGAUCAAUGUCAUUUGUCGAAGCAAGAGUUCAAAGGCUGUCAAAACAUAAAACUCUGCAAAAUCAUAAUAAUUGCUCCACAAUUGCUCAUAGUAUCACAUAGUAUGAAUAAUGGGUUUUUCAUAUUGUUGUAGUGUUAGCUGUCUGAUUUUGAGCAUUUGGGCGGUUGUGCAACUGGUGAUAAUGGGAAUACUGUUCAAUAUGGAAGUUGUUGCAUUCAUAGAUGAAGCAGAAGCCAGUGUCUAUGAUGAUUAUGAGGAUUUUAUUAUGAAAACUAAACAGAACUACCAGUCGAUAGCUACUAACUGCUUUAUAGCUGCGGCCGUAUACUUCAUAUUUCUACUGAUAUCCUACUGUUGUAUAAGGAGGUCGACAAAAGCUGAGAGGCUUGCCGCUAAACAAUCAAAAGACAUCGACGUCCUAUGCUCACAAAACACCACAUUUCCGAAGUAGCCAUAUUGGAUUUUAUUUCUAAUAAACAUGGUUGAAUAAAGUAAACCUACAUA